AGUAGAACACGAUACCAAAAUGGUAUUACGAGGAUUCCUUUAACUUCAGACUAAAAGUCCCAUUAAGAUACCUCCACGCGUUUGUGGUCUAUAUUUUAAUUUUGUGCAAAGAUAAGUCAGUACAUAAAUCACGAAAUAUGAGCACAAAACAUAGAUACGAACUACGAAGUCUGAACACAACUAUCAGACAACAAAUAUAAUUCAUAAAAUCAUGACAUCAUAAAUUGCAAACAACAAUCACGCAUUACAAACACGAUGUUCUUAUUUAUAAAUUACUGAGAAGUUAAUUUUUUUUUAUUAUUAUAACGUACAUACAUAUUACUCCACGUACGACAUAUUCAACUUUUAUUCUAUAAGUACUUACAUAUACUACUGUUCGAUAAAAUUAUAAUAAAACAAGUAAAACGUAACAUUUUUCAAUUCUCUAAAGAUCUAAAAGACGACAAUUAUUCGAUACUGCAUUUCAAAUGAUAAUCCGUUAACAGUAAUUUUUAAAGUAUAUUUAAACUUUUGAACUAUGACGUACUUGUAAACAUAAGUGAAGUCUGUUAUUAGUCACAUAAUUUAUCACAGUAAGAAUAUAUAUCUUAUUAACAUAAGAUUGCAAUGUGGUGUCAAUAUACUUUACUUGCAAUAUUUGUUGCAUUAUUGCAACCUUCUUCGCAAAACUUUUUAUUACACAGAUUUCACGAAGGUUUUAACAAACAAUUACGCAGUCAAAAUGAAUUGCACAGCGCGGAAUACAAAUAUCAGAUUAAAACGAUCGAAUUGCCAGUGGAUCACUUUAGUUUUGCCGUAGAAGAUACAUUUAAAUUAAGAUACCUUAUAAAUGAUACUUGGGCAGAUGAAAAGGAUGCAACAAUUUUCUUCUAUACUGGCAAUGAAGGCAACAUUGAAACCUUUGCUCAAAAUACGGGAUUUAUGUGGGACAUUGCAUCAGAAUUUAAAGCAUUAUUAAUUUUUGCUGAACAUCGUUAUUAUGGAGAUUCCAUGCCAUAUGGUAAUAAAUCUUAUAACGAUUCUCAACAUUUGGGCUAUUUAACAUCCCAACAGGCUUUAGCAGACUAUGUUGACCUCAUUCAAUAUUUGAGAUCCACACCAAAAUAUACAGAUAGCCCCGUAAUUGUUUUCGGUGGUUCUUAUGGUGGUAUGCUUAGUGCAUGGAUACGUAUAAAAUAUCCUCAUAUUGUACAAGGAGCGAUCGCAGCUUCAGCUCCCAUCCUUCAAUUUACUGGUGUUGUAACAUGUGAAGCUUUUGCACGAAUAAUCAGAUCAGAUUAUAAAGUAUCUCAUCCAAAUUGUCCAAUAAAUAUUAAAAAAUCAUGGAGUGUUAUUAACAAUAUAACGUCAAGUGACAAAGGGAAAAAAUGGUUAUCGGACAAUUGGAAAUUAUGUGAGCCAUUGAAAAAUGAAACUCAUGUGAAACAACUAAAAGAUUAUUUAGAAGAAAUAUAUACAAAUCUUGCUAUGGUGAAUUAUCCUUAUGAAGCUAAUUUCUUAGCACCGCUGCCUGCAUAUCCUGUAAAUGCUGUGUGUAAUCAUCUAAAAAAUGAGUCGUUAGAAGGAACAGACUUACUACUAGCGAUAAAUAAAGCAAUUAAUGUAUAUACUAAUUACACUGGCAAAACAAAAUGUGUAGAUUUGAAUGAUACUACACCAGAAUUAGAUGCUCUUGGUUGGCCUUAUCAAGCUUGUACAGAAAUGAUAAUGCCUAUGUGUACAGAUGGGAUAAACGAUAUGUUUGAACCUGAACAAUGGAAUUUUAAUGAUUACGCUAAAGAUUGUGAGAACAAAUAUUCUGUAAAACCACGGCCAAAUUUAAUUUGCGAACAAUAUGGAUGUACAGAUUUGUCAGCAGCGACAAAUAUUGUUUUCAGUAACGGUUUGUUGGACCCAUGGUCUAGUGGUGGAGUACUAAAGAAUUUAUCUUCAUCUGCAAUUGCAAUAAUAAUUCCUGAAGGUGCGCACCAUCUUGAUUUAAGAGGCAAGAAUGAAAAUGAUCCAUAUAGUGUUGUUUUAGCACGAAAGUAUCACCGUUUUUAUAUUAAACAGUGGAUCAAGGAAUAUCGUAAGGAAAAAAGGAACUUGGUUUAUUAAAUUUUCUUUGUUUUUAAAAUGUAAUAUGAACUUUUGAUAAAAUAUAUUAUAAACAAGUUUUCAGAUAAAAUAAACACAUUACAAUCACUCAUCUUUAUUUCAUAAAUUAUACACGUAAAA
Messenger RNA from Nomia melanderi (Alkali bee), 2217 nucleotides. Its product is annotated as lysosomal Pro-X carboxypeptidase. Gene Ontology annotation, biological process: proteolysis. The record is from RefSeq and is a predicted model, not a curated record. Lineage: Eukaryota; Metazoa; Arthropoda; Insecta; Hymenoptera; Halictidae. Gene Ontology annotation, molecular function: dipeptidyl-peptidase activity; serine-type exopeptidase activity.